UCAUACGGUUUGCAGGAAAACAAGAGAAAACCUUCCAAUUCCGACAAGGCUAAAAUCCUCGUUUUUUUAUACCUCCCAUUCGGCCAUUCCCAUUUUUCUUCUCUUUAUCAUCCCGACAAAGCAAUUCUGUACAGAUCGCAAAGCUUGAUAUACUCCCUUCUAAAACUUCCUAUAUUCACGAUCACACCCAAAAGCUUCCAAUUACUCUUUAAUGGCGUAAAUCAGAAAAUCUCCAUCUAAUCAUCAAUUUAACCUAAUUUACCAGUCACUAAUUCACAAUUUUCACCAGAUCUCUCUUCGUUCGUUCUCCACUGAUCUAAAUUUUUUCAAUCGUCAAUAAUAAUAGUAGAAAGAUUUUUUAGGGAUUCUACUGAGUUUCUCCGAUCGAAGAAACAAUGUCGGGAGCGGCCUCAGCGCUGUUCCUUCUCGACAUUAAAGGUAGAGUUCUUAUAUGGCGCGAUUAUCGUGGCGAUGUUUCCGCUGUUCAAGCUGAGCGAUUCUUUACUAAACUCAUUGAGAAAGAGGGUGAUCCACAAUCACAAGAUCCAGUUGUUUAUGAUAAUGGGAUUACAUACAUGUUUAUACAACACAACAAUGUGUAUUUACUUGUUGCUACACGGCAGAACUGCAAUGCUGCAAGUGUUCUUCUUUUCCUCCAUCGUGUAGUUGAUGUAUUCAAGCAUUAUUUUGAAGAAUUAGAAGAGGAAUCGCUUAGGGAUAACUUUGUUGUUGUGUAUGAGUUACUCGAUGAAAUUAUGGAUUUUGGUUACCCUCAGUUCACAGAGGCAAAGAUCCUAAGUGAAUUUAUCAAAACUGAUGCUUAUAGGAUGGAAGUCACACAGAGGCCUCCAAUGGCCGUGACAAAUGCCGUUUCAUGGCGUAGUGAAGGAAUAAAUUAUAAAAAGAAUGAGGUGUUCUUAGAUGUUGUUGAGAGUGUCAAUAUACUUGUAAACAGCAAUGGACAAAUAAUUAGAUCAGAUGUUGUUGGGGCAUUGAAAAUGAGAACAUAUUUGAGUGGGAUGCCUGAAUGUAAACUAGGCCUGAAUGAUAGAGUAUUGUUGGAGGCUCAAGGACGAACAUCUAAGGGGAAGGCUAUCGACCUGGAUGACAUCAAAUUUCACCAGUGUGUGCGUUUAGCUCGUUUUGAAAAUGAUAGGACCAUAUCAUUUAUACCUCCUGAUGGAUCCUUUGAUCUCAUGACAUAUAGGCUCAGCACUCAGGUAAAGCCUUUGAUUUGGGUUGAAGCCCAGAUUGAGAGACACUCAAGAAGCCGUAUUGAGCUAAUGGUGAAAUCUAGAAGCCAGUUUAAGGAGAGAAGCACUGCAACAAAUGUUGAGAUUGAAUUGCCAGUGCCAUCUGAUGCCACCAAUCCAAAUAUUCGCACAUCAAUGGGAUCUGCAGCUUAUGCACCCGAGAAGGAUGCUUUAGUUUGGAAGAUAAAAUCUUUCCCUGGUGGCAAGGAAUACAUGUUGAGGGCAGAGUUCAGUCUUCCGAGCAUUACAAGUGAAGAGGCACCUCCUGAAAGAAAAGCUCCUAUAAGGGUGAAAUUUGAAAUCCCUUACUUUACUGUGUCAGGAAUUCAGGUUCGCUAUCUUAAGAUCAUUGAGAAAAGUGGGUACCAGGCUCUGCCAUGGGUGAGGUACAUAACAAUGGCUGGCGAGUAUGAGUUGAGGCUAAUGUAACUCAAUUAGUGAUCCAAGUGCCAAAAGGUAUGUUCAUCUGCACUUCAGGGACAAAUUGGAUAAUUGAACAAGAGUGAUUCAUGAAUUUUUGGUUUCUUAUGGGCAAGCAGUCUCUUGUGGCAUGUCAUCAUUCUCCAGCCUUUGUUAAACAUUCAUUACAUUUGCAGUUCAUGUGGCAUGAAUUUUUUUAGUUCAUGUGCAGAAUUUUCUUUACUAAUGUGAAAACUGUGCUGUGUUAGUAGUUUCUACUCUGAAAUGAAUUUUGCACUUAGAUUUCAAAUUAUUGAUUUCAAGAGACCAAGACUGAUGAAUCUUGGCUGUAAGAGAAUUUCCCGUUCUGAAACUUGUAGUUUUAUCUGAUAUUGUGUAUGUUUCCUGUAUUAUGUUCUAUGCUUUCAAACAGAUGAUUUUUUUUUGAAAAAUGCAGUAUAAUGUGAACAUUUCUGUUGAUUCAAAGAGAAAGAGGGCCUAUUAUUGCA
This is a messenger RNA of Amaranthus tricolor (Joseph's coat), 2161 nucleotides long. Its product is annotated as AP-1 complex subunit mu-2. The transcript is spliced from 11 exons. Gene Ontology annotation, cellular component: cytoplasmic vesicle; clathrin adaptor complex. The record is from RefSeq and is a predicted model, not a curated record. Gene Ontology annotation, biological process: vesicle-mediated transport; intracellular protein transport. NCBI's taxonomy places the organism in Eukaryota, Viridiplantae, Streptophyta, Magnoliopsida, Caryophyllales, Amaranthaceae. The coding region runs from base 396 to 1682 and encodes 428 amino acids.